Molecule: messenger RNA, 981 nt
Organism: Microthlaspi erraticum
Lineage: Eukaryota; Viridiplantae; Streptophyta; Magnoliopsida; Brassicales; Brassicaceae
Source: the annotation of a GenBank genome assembly
AUGGGGUUUGGAGACAACAACAUAGAAGGCGCUUCUUCUUCUACUCAUUUUGGUUCCGAUGGGUUUCUUCAAAAUCUCGACACAGACCCAAUUCUCAUGAAUCAGAGUCACAAUGAUAGCAAUAACGGUUUGGAUUUGUGUAAAAAGCUCAGCAAAAUGGGUAUCUCUUGUGACCCGGUAGAUUUUGGGUUUAGAACAUCUCUGCAUGGGAGGACCUAUUCAUGGUCUGAGCAGAAUGUCAGUGGAGCUUCUCCGAUGAACGAUUCCUCUGCUCGCCAGUCUUUUCUUCAAAACACCUCUCAUGGAGUUUCUCAUGAAGACCAUGUGAUCUUGAUGGCUAAAGAUCAAGUAGGUUCGAAAGUUUUGCAGAAACUGCUCGAAGAAGGAACGUUUCUUGAUAUCAAGGUUAUAUUCUUUGAGAUCAUUAACCAUGUUGUCGAACUUUCAGUGGAUCCUUUUGGGAAUUACUUAGUUCAAAAACUGCUACAUGUGUGUGAUGAGGAAAUGAGAACGUCGAUCAUGACUGUCUUAACCUCGAACCCAAUGGAUCUCAUUGAGAUCUCUUGCAACAACUAUGGGACACGAGUCGUCCAGAAAAUGAUCGAAACAGUAAAAACAAAACAGCAGAUUGCUAUGGUGAAGUUAGGUCUCGAACCAGGACGUCUUGCUCUUGUUACAGAUUUGAAGGGGAACCAUGUGAUUCAGACUUGCUUGAAAUCUCUUGGUCCAAACCACAACAAGUUUGUGUUGGAAGCAGUAACAAAAUACUGUUUUGCGAUUGCAUCUGACCAAUAUGGAUGUUGUGUGGUGCAAUGCUGCAUUUCAAACUCCGUUGGAGCGCAACGUGAAAGACUCAUCGAUGAGAUAUCCAGAAACUCACUUUACCUUUCUCAAGAUCCUUACGGGAACUUUGUGGUGCAGUUCCUAAUAGAGAAGAAUGUAUCUUCAGCGAAGUUACUGAAGCAGUUGUCGCGGAGCUAG